UUUAUUCUUCUCCACGCUCAUAAUCAACACCACAACAAAUUUCACGACCAAACCAAACCACGCUCAUAAUGGACACUAGUACUUCUGCCUACGCUCCCUUGCCGGGAGAAGACCCUUUAUUUUCCGGUCAUCCCCCGGCAAGUCUCCGACGAUCCUGGAAGGGCUUCGCCGUGAUCUUCGCCUCCGUCUUGUUUCUCUUGUCUUUGGUCGGACUAAUCAUCCAUCAAGGCCCGCAACAACCGCCAGAUGUAAUGCCGGAUAAACAAGAUGAACAUCAUCAUCCUCAGUCAACUACUCCAGCUUCAGAGACUACGUCGUCCUGGGAGCCGAGAGGGAAGGCACUAGGAGUCUCGGCCAAGUCGAACCCGCCGGUCUCCGACGAGCUCUCGUAUAACUGGACCAAUGCUAUGUUCUCUUGGCAGAGAACAGCUUUUCACUUUCAACCGGAACGGAAUUGGAUGAAUGAUCCUAAUGGUCCAUUGUUUUACAAGGGUUGGUAUCACCUGUUCUACCAAUACAAUCCGGACUCAGCCAUAUGGGGCAACAUCACGUGGGGCCACGCCGUAUCGACGGACCUGAUCCACGGCUAUACCUCCCCCUCGCAAUGGUCGCCGAUCAAUGGUACGAUGCGAAUGGCGUGUGGAGGGUCCGCCACGCUUCUCCCCGACGGUCAGAUCGUAAUGUUGUACACGGGGGACACCGUCGAUGCUGUUCAAGUGGUGUGCCUUGCGCACCCGGCCAACCUCUCUGAUCCCUUACUCAUAGAUUGGGUCAAGUACUCGGGUAACCCGGUGUUGACUCCUCCGCCCGGCAUUUUAACCACCGAUUUCCGUGACCCCACCACAGCUUGGACCGGACCGGACGGCAAGUGGCGCAUUACUAUUGGCUCAAAGGUCAAUACAACCGGUAUUUCCUUUGUGUACCACACAGAGGAUUUCAAAACCUACAAUAUGUCGAAGGGGGUCUUGCAUGCUGUUCCGGGUACGGGUAUGUGGGAGUGCAUUGACUUUUACCCGGUUGUCAUAAACGGGUCGAAGGGUGUGGAAACGUCCGUGAAUAACCCGAGCGUCAAGCAUGUCCUGAAGGCGAGCUUGGACGACACAAAAGUGGAUCACUAUGCACUUGGGACUUAUUUUGAGGAGAAUGAAACAUGGGUACCCGAUAACCCGGCUCUUGAUGUGGGUAUUGGGUUGAAGUAUGACUAUGGAAGAUACUAUGCAUCAAAGACAUUUUAUGACCAGAACAAGGAGAGAAGGAUCCUGUGGGGUUGGAUCAAUGAGACUGAUACCGAAUCUGAUGACUUGGCAAAAGGUUGGGCAUCUGUUCAGACUAUUCCGAGGACUGUGUUGUUUGACAAUAAAACCGGCACCAAUUUGAUCCAAUGGCCGGUGGAAGAGAUCGAGGAGUUGAGAUUGAACAAUACCGACUUCAGUGAUGUUCUAGUUGAAGCAGGAACAGUUGUUGAGCUAGAUAUUGGAACAGCUACACAGUUGGACAUUUUAGUGGAGUUUGAAGUAGAACCGUUGGAAUCAUCAGAGACUGUGAAUAGCAGUGUAGGUUGUGGUGGUGGUGCUGUAGAUAGAGGCACGUUUGGACCAUUUGGUAUUCUGGUCAUUGCAGAUGAGACUCUUACUGAGCUAACCCCUAUCUAUUUCAACCUCGCCAAUUCAACUGAAGGGGACGUCACAACUUAUUUCUGCGCAGACGAAAGAAGGUCAUCUAAGGCUCCUGAUGUCUUCAAACAAGUUUAUGGAAGUGAAGUUCCUGUGUUGGAUGGUGAAAAACACUUCGCAAGAGUGUUGGUUGAUCAUUCAAUUGUAGAGAGCUUUGCGCAAGGAGGUAGGACGGUGAUUACAUCACGAGUUUAUCCAACAGAAGCAAUCUACGGAGCAGCAAGGCUAUUUUUGUUCAACAAUGCAACAGGUCUAAAUGUUAAGGCCACCCUCAAGAUUUGGCAGCUAAACUCAGCUUUCAUUCACCCUUUCCCAUUAGACCAGAUUCAAUAAGAGUACAAUUUUUGUAGUGAAGCCAGUUGAAUUGAAUCUCUGUUGUAACAAUUUCCCUCCGUCAUUAGGAGCAUUAAUUCACCGAGAUUUGUCUGCCAAGGAAUGAAAAAUUUUCUUGCAAACGAGUGUAGAAUGUGGUUUGUAAUAUUCUUUGGUUGCCCAUUCAGUAUGUAACUAGGGUAUAUCUGUUUGUUUUGGACUUUUUUGGUUCAAAGGAAUAAUCAUCUUGAAAAUGAAAUAUAAAUUUUGCCUAUUGGAAUA
This is a messenger RNA of Rosa chinensis, 2267 nucleotides long. Its product is annotated as acid beta-fructofuranosidase 1, vacuolar-like. Lineage: Eukaryota; Viridiplantae; Streptophyta; Magnoliopsida; Rosales; Rosaceae. Gene Ontology annotation, biological process: carbohydrate metabolic process. Gene Ontology annotation, molecular function: beta-fructofuranosidase activity. The record is from RefSeq and is a predicted model, not a curated record.